Molecule: messenger RNA, 2756 nt
Organism: Hipposideros armiger (great roundleaf bat)
Lineage: Eukaryota; Metazoa; Chordata; Mammalia; Chiroptera; Hipposideridae
Gene: ANO7
Product: anoctamin 7
Exons: 24
Coding region: 33-2669 (878 amino acids)
Biological process (GO): chloride transmembrane transport; calcium activated phospholipid scrambling
Cellular component (GO): plasma membrane
Molecular function (GO): protein dimerization activity; chloride channel activity
Source: RefSeq, a predicted model, not a curated record
UGCCAGACCAGGCUGGAGCUGGGAGUUUAGCCAUGACCUCGGAGGCCUGUUCUGGAAGCCGCUGUGCCAGGAGCGGGAAGCUGCAGCGGCGUGCCCAGGGCGAGGACACCGCUGUCCUGAUCGACAUGGCCUCCAGGCCCGAGAAGGGGGACUCCUACGGGAGCACAGCCAGCACCUCCGAGCCAGGUGGACACCAGGCGGCCGCCUGCAGGGUGGGGACCCCUGCCAAUCCCCGGAUCGCAGACUUUGUCCUUGUUUGGGAGGAAGACCUGGGCCGGCAGCAGGACACCAGCCGAGACAAGACUGGCUCACACAGGGCCUGGAGGGAGACGUUUCUGGAUAACCUUCGUGUGGCUGGGCUGCAUGUGGACCAGCGUGAUGUGCAAGGCGAGGACAGUGCCGUGCAUUACGUCCUCCUCAGCGCCUCCUGGGCCGUGCUCUGCUACUACGCGGAAGACCUGCGCCUGAAACUGCCUCUGCAGGAGUUGCCCAACCAGGCCUCCAACUGGUCAGCCAGCUUGCUGCAGUGGCUGGGCAUCCCCAACAUCCUGCUGGAGGAGGUGCCCGACGUGCCCCCUGAGUACUACUCCUGCCAAUUCAAAGUGAGCAAGCUGUCACGGUUCCUCGGGAGUGACAACCAGGACACCUUCUUCACCUGCACCAGCAGGCACCAGAUUCUAUUUGAGAUCCUGGCCAAGACCCCCUACGGCCACGAGAAGAAAGGUCUGUUUGGGAUUGACCAGCUGCUGUCACAGGGCGUCUUCAGGGCAGCCUUCCCCCUGCACGACGGCCCAGUCACGGUGCCCUCGGAGGGCCUGCGGGCCACAGGCCUCAGCCAGCGGCAGGUCCUGUUCCGGCACUGGGCCCAUUGGCGUAAGUGGUACAAGUACCAGCCCCUGGACCACGUGCGCAGGUACUUCGGAGAGAAGGUGGCCCUGUACUUCGCCUGGCUCGGGUUCUACACAUGCUGGCUCCUGCCAGCGGCAGUAGUGGGCGCGCUGGUGUUCCUGGCGGGCUGCCUCAUGGUGUUCUCAGACACGCCCACGCAGGAGGUGUGCAGCAGCACGGACAGCUUCGAGAUGUGCCCACUCUGCAUCGAUUGCCCCUUCUGGCUGCUUUCCAGCUCCUGUGCCCUGGUCCAGGCAGGCCGGCUCUUUGACCACGGCGGCACCGUCUUCUUCAGCUUGUUCGUGGCGCUAUGGGCAGUGCUGCUGUUGGAGUACUGGAAGCGGAAGAGUGCCACGCUGGCCUACCGCUGGGGCUGCUCGGACUACGAGGACAUCGAGGAGAGGCCGCGGCCCCAGUUUGCCGCCUCAGCCCCCACAACAGCCCCGAACCCCAUCACUGGCGAGGAUGAGCCCUACUUCCCCAGAAGGAGCCGUGUGCGCCGCGUGCUGGCUGGGUCCGUGGUGAUCGCCAUGAUGGUGGCUGUGGUGGUCAUGUGCCUCGUGUCCAUCAUCCUGUACCGGGCCAUCAUGGCCAUCCUGGUGUCCAGAUCGCACAACACCCUGCUGGCAGCCUGGGCAUCGCGUAUCGCCAGCCUCACGGGGUCCGUGGUGAACCUCAUCUUCAUCCUCAUCCUCUCCAAGCUCUACGUGGCCCUGGCGCACCUCCUGACGAGAUGGGAAAUGCACCGGACACAGACCAGGUUCGAGGACGCCUUCACCCUCAAGGUGUUCAUCUUCCAGUUUGCCAACUUCUACUCCUCACCCAUAUACAUUGCCUUCUUCAAGGGCAGGUUUGUGGGGUACCCGGGCAGCUACCACAGCUUGUUUGGGGUCCGUAACGAGGAGUGUGCUGCUGGAGGCUGCCUCAUCGAGCUGGCUCAGGAGUUGCUGGUCAUCAUGGUGGGCAAACAGGUCAUCAACAACGUGCAGGAGAUUCUCGUCCCGAAGCUGAAGGGCUGGUGGCAGAAGUUCCGGCUUCGCUCUAAGAGGAAAGCGGGGGCUUCAGCAGCGGCUGGCCAGGCACCCUGGGAGGCAGACUACGAGCUCCUGCCCUGUGAGGGCCUCUUUGAUGAGUACCUCGAAAUGGUGCUGCAGUUCGGUUUCGUCACCAUCUUCGUGGCCGCGUGCCCGCUGGCGCCGCUCUUCGCGCUGCUCAACAACUGGGUGGAGAUCCGCCUGGACGCGCGCAAGUUCGUGCGCGAGCGCCGGCGCCCGGUGGCCGAGCGCGCGCAGGACGUCGGCAUCUGGUUCCCCAUCCUGGCGGGCAUCACGCACCUGGCCGUCAUCAGCAACGCCUUCCUGCUGGCCUUCUCGUCCGACUUCCUGCCCCGCACCUACUACCAGUGGACCCGCGCCGGCGACCUGCGCGGCUUCGUCAACUUCACGCUGGCGCGCGCCCCGCCCGCCUUCGCCGCGGAGCACAACCGCACGUGCAGGUAUCGGGCUUUCAGGGAAGACGAUGGGCAUUACUCCCGGACCUACUGGCAUCUUCUGGCCAUCCGCCUGGCCUUUGUCGUUGUGUUUGAGCACGUGGUGUUCUCCAUCGGCCGUGUCCUCGACCUCCUGGUACCUGACAUCCCUGAGUCCGUGGAGGUCAAGGUGAAGCGUGAGUACUACCUGGCCAAGCAGGCGCUGGCUGAGAAUGAGGCUCUCCUUGGAACAAAUGGAAUGAAGGACCACCGGCCACCAGCCUCAGAGAAGAACCUGAGCCCACAAGCCUAGGCUGCCAGAAGCCAGCUGGGCCUCCCCAGUCCCUUCCCUAUGAGGUCACAAGGGUCACCCCGAGAGUUGGCAGCUGAAGGCCUGGAA